This is a messenger RNA of Mangifera indica (mango), 1244 nucleotides long. RefSeq names its product peptidyl-tRNA hydrolase, chloroplastic-like. The record is from RefSeq and is a predicted model, not a curated record. The coding region runs from base 342 to 950 and encodes 202 amino acids. Gene Ontology annotation, molecular function: peptidyl-tRNA hydrolase activity. The transcript is spliced from 8 exons. NCBI's taxonomy places the organism in Eukaryota, Viridiplantae, Streptophyta, Magnoliopsida, Sapindales, Anacardiaceae.
UUUAAAAGAAGAUGACAUUUCAGUACCAAAAAUAUACUACCAUGCUUGUUCUUGCAACCCUAGAUCUACCUCUCCUUCCAUGUCCAUUCCUUUCUUCCCCCGGAAUCCUAUCUAAAACCCAACCAUAACAUUCAGAAACAGUGAAAUAUGAAAUUGGUAUUUGGCAAUUCUCUUAAAACCACAGUAUCCACUCUCUCCUUCCCACACCUUCGCCAUUCUUUCACAAAUUCCCCUUUAUUUUCUUUCAAAACAAAACCAUUUAUGUCUCAAUUCUCUUCUAAUUCGACCUCAAUCAGAAGCUUUCUUUCACUACUCACGACGACUCCACGGCUUUACCCAAGAUGCCAAAGCAACAGCAGCAGCACCCCUGGCUCAUUGUUGGGCUCGGUAAUCCGGGAAAGAGAUACAGCAGCACGCGCCACAAUGUAGGAUUUGAGAUGGUCGAUGCAAUAGCGGAUGCUGAAGGGAUAUCUAUGAGCUCUGUUAACUUUAGAGCCCUUUUUGGAAAAGGUCUUAUUGGAAACGUUCCUGUAUUGCUUGCCAAACCACAAACGUUUAUGAAUCUAAGUGGUGAGUCUGUUGGAGCCAUUGUCUCAUAUUAUAAGAUUCCAUUGAAGCAAGUACUUAUGAUAUAUGACGACUUGGAUUUGCCUUUUGCUAAAUUACGUCUAUUGCCAAAAGGUGGACACGGAGGACAUAAUGGGAUGAGGAAUAUUAUUGAUCACUUCAAAGGGAACCGUGAUUUUCCUCGUUUAAAAAUCGGGAUUGGACGGCCACCUGGAAAAAUGGAUCCUGUUAGCUACGUUAUGCGGCCAUUCAAUAAACAAGAACGUGAAGAGUUGGAUUUUACAUUUCAUCGUGGUGUAGAAGCAAUCCGGAUGCUUUGUCUCGAAGGGUUUGAUAAAAGCGCAACAUUUGUCAACAGUGCCAAAUCCAUAGAAUUGACAUAGUUAAACUACUACUUAAGCUAUGAUCAUUUUGAUGACUGCAAGAGGAUGUAUUUGCAGAUGAAGAUUGUGCAUUACGUUCAUUGAUUUGGAGAAGCCUAGCCUUUCGAUGUAGUUUUUUAUCUCUACAUUUAUUCUUCGAUAAAGUAAUAGCAACCAGAAACGAUCUGGGUUUUGAUCCUUCUGUAUUAGAGGAUGCCCUGUUUCAAUUUGUAAUAUAUGUCCUCAGGCUUUGGGGAUAUAUUCAUAUUUUUUUUCCGUUUAUUUUUAUUAAAUAAAAAAAUGCAGUUGAAAUUA